Messenger RNA from Trichomonas vaginalis G3, 1455 nucleotides. RefSeq names its product mitochondrial distribution regulator misato family. The record is from RefSeq and is a predicted model, not a curated record. Bases 1 to 1455 code for a protein of 484 amino acids. Gene Ontology annotation, cellular component: cytoplasm. NCBI's taxonomy places the organism in Eukaryota, Parabasalia, Trichomonadida, Trichomonadidae. The transcript has a single exon.
AUGUCAAGUGUUUUCUUGAGUUUCGGUCCCAAGAGUGGAUUUCUCAUUGGGCAUACAUUGAAUAGCAUGAUUGAGUGCCAAGAUUCACCACCAACAUGGUAUGCUGAGUCAAUGACAGGUUUGCUUCCAAAUGUUGUUUUUUAUGACAAAGCAAAGAGCGUUCACCUCUACGAAGACUACAGUUUAGAUUUCGAAAAAGACGGUGCACCACAAAAUAUUCAAAAACUUCAACUUCCUAAAGAUGGUCCGGUUCAAAUGCCGCUUUUCAAGCCAACUCCUUUCAUUGAGUACAUCAAGAAGGGUGGAGCAACAUUUUUACCACUUGAUCAGCCAAGGCCAAACUUCAAACUUGAAGAAUCAACAAUUGCUUGGUGUGACAUUGUCAAUUUCAACAUGAGCAGACGUUCAUUUGUCGAAAUUCCUGGUACAGAUCUCGAACCUAUGACAACAUAUGCAAAUGGCUUUGCAAGAGCUUCAGAUACAGAAAAUUACGACGAUUAUACAGAUCCUAUCAGGCGUCAGUUCGAAAAUUGUGACAGAGUAGGAUCUGUUAUCUUCUCAGCCGACAGAAACAAUGGUUAUGGUGGCUUCUGCGCCAAACUUUCCGAAUAUGUUCAAGAAGAAACACCAAAAGCUGUUCGUUUUGUCUUUUCAACUGCCGAAGACGUUCCAUCAGACGAAAUUGCAUGCAAUGCCUCACUCGCAACCGCUGCUUUUCUUGAAUUUGCUGAUAUCCACACACUUUUAGUUCCUCCGGCCAAUUUACCAAACAUUAUCGACCAAACAAAGUACAAAGCCGACAACGACUUCUCUAGAAUGGCCUUACUUUCAAUGCCAUUAACAACCGCAUUAAUUCCUUUACUUAACAACACAUGCCAUGCCAGGAAAUACAAAGAUACUAUUGCUCCAAGCAGUAUCCUCAAGUUUACUUCCUUAGAUGCUUGUUUCCCGACCUUCGAUGAGCUAAAUCACUUUUCCUUCCCAGCAGAAGACAGAAUCCUUACAUCUUUCGUUACUACAUGCGGUACAGGAAACGCUGCCCCAGAAAUUGUCGAGAAAUUCAAACCAGAUUCCCCAUAUUUCUUCGACCACGCUUCAUCGUCACAACCGUUAUUUAUCGGUUUCAAUGCUCCCCACUUUUUCAAGGACGAUUAUGUGACACGCGAGGGAAUGAAGCCAUCUCAGAAACCAGCCUCCCUCAGCGAUGCGGACUACCAACGCCUUGUUGCUGCAGGAGUAAUCAAACCGAAAGUUGGUGUGAAAUGCGAGUACAUCAGAGCUCUCUCUGCAGCGGCAACAAUCUCUACAUCGAAGUCUCUCGCUGUUCAACUUGAGAACACAGUCAAUUUCAUUCGAGGCGCUCCUGCAAUUCAACACGACAUUGCACAGUCUGAUUGCUCGCAAAUGAUUGAAACAGUGUUGAAUAUUGUUGACGGCCUGAGAGCUGAUGAGUAA